Molecule: messenger RNA, 2312 nt
Organism: Halteromyces radiatus
Lineage: Eukaryota; Fungi; Mucoromycota; Mucoromycetes; Mucorales; Cunninghamellaceae
Product: OPT oligopeptide transporter protein-domain-containing protein
Exons: 4
Coding region: 21-2117 (698 amino acids)
Cellular component (GO): fungal-type vacuole membrane
Molecular function (GO): oligopeptide transmembrane transporter activity
Source: RefSeq, a predicted model, not a curated record
UUUUUUUUUUUUUAAUUAUCAUGUCUUCCAUUACGGAAAAACGUGAAGAAAAGAUCGAAUAUGAUAUUUAUGAAACAAAACACGAACAUUCUGAUCAACAAGUAGCAGUAAAAGAUGUAGACGAUCGUUCUCUUCCAGAAGAAUUCAUCGAAGAAUAUCAGUUUACUUGGAGAGCUGCCAUUGUUGGUUCAUUACUUGGAUGUCUUGUUGCUGCAUCAAAUACAUACCUUGGUCUCAAGAUCGGAUGGACUUUUGGAGCUUCCUUAUUUGGUGCUAUUUUCUCAUUUGCUAUUAUCAAGCCUUUAUCUCGCGCUCUUCCUGAAAGAUGGGGCGGUGGUUAUUUUGGUGCAAAGGAAAAUUGUACUGCUCAAUCAGCUGCAACUACCGCAGGCGGUCUUUCUGCUGGUUUCGUUUCUGGUAUUCCUGCUAUGUACAAACUUGGUCUUAUGACUAAUCCUCGAGAUGAUGCUGCUGCUCUUGUUCUUUUCACCAUUUCUGCUGCCUUCUAUGGUUUAUUCUUUGCUGUACCUCUUCGACAACACUUUGUGGUAAAACAAGAUUUGACUUUCCCUACACCUCGUGCCGCUGCUACUACCAUCAUCUCUUUACACAGUUCUUUGGAAGGUGAAAAGGAAGCAAUGAAAAAGGCUAAAUGGAUGGGUAUUUGGUUUUUGAUUUCUUUCCUCUGGUCUCUUAUCUCAUACUGGGUGCCUUUCUUUGAUACCAUUCAUAUCUUAUGGUGGAUUGGACAUGAUGCCAAUUAUAUUCCUUUUAUGAGUGCAGAUGAAAGUUGGCGUUGGUCAUUCCGGUGGGAUUUUCCCUUCUUUGGUGCUGGUCUCAUGACUCCUGGCUCUACUGUAUUAUCUUUCUUCAUUUCAUCCGUGAUCAUCUAUGGUGUUAUUGGUCCUGUUAUGGUCAUUAAAGGUGAUUUUGUCAAACCUUAUGGUUUCACUAAAGGUGACACUACACAAUCCUUCUUCUUAUGGCCUGGUAUUGCUCUCAUGGUAUUGACCACUUUUGCCGAACUGUUAUGCCGAUAUGAUACUUUAUGGCGUGGGGUCAAGGGUGGAUGUAUUGGAUUAUAUAAUUCUUGUCGUGAAGGAUAUUAUCGUAUUAGAAUGGUCGUGUUCCGCCAUGAACUUAAUGAAGAACAAAAGAAACAUCUGUCCAAGGAUCGUGAUCCCGAUGAAAUCUUUGAUGAAUCUGAAUUGGUGCCUACUUGGUGGUGGAUUGGUGGUACAUUUAUUUCUAUUAUCUUUACUUGUGCCAUCAUGGGUGAAUUCUUCGGUAUGCCUGUUUAUCAAUCCAUUGUUUCAAUUAUUCUUGCCUUCAUCUUCUCCUUUGUGGGUGUUCAAGCCGCUGGUGAAACUGAUAUCAAUCCUACCGGUGCUAUUGGUAAGAUGUCACAAUUGGUGUUUGCCAAGAUGCCUGCUGAUACUCUCAAGGAAGUCCAAAAGAACAAUUUGAUGGCUGGUAACAUCUCUGCUUCUGCUGCAAGUCAAGCUGUUGAUAUGGUGGGUGAUUUGAAAACUGGUCAAUUGGUGGGUGCUUCUCCUCGUUCCCAAUUCUGGGCUCAAUUCGUAGCAUCCUUCUUUGCCAUUGGUAUUGCUGUUGGUCUCUUCAUCCUGUUUGCUGAUGCCUAUCCUUGUAUUGUUGACCCCAACCUUGAUGCCAAGUGUGAAUUCCAAUUGGUUGCUGUGUUGACCUGGACCAAUGUUACCAAGAUCUUGACUGGUGAUGCCGAACCUUUAUCUCGUGGUUCCAUCAUCGUCACCAUUGUAUGUGCUGUCAUCGGUGUGGUCUGGCCUUUUGCUCGUACUUUCUUUGUCCCUGAAAAAUAUCAUCGUUAUUGUCCUUCCGUUAGUGCUGUUGGCAUUGCUAUGAUUAACUCUAGUCCUGAAGUUCCUUUGGCCAUGUUCAUCGGUUGGACUAGUGGCAAGAUCUGGAAGCGUGUCAAUCCUGUCGCUUAUGAAAAAUACAUGUACAGUGUUGCUGGUGGUCAAAUUGCUGGUAUGGGUAUUGCUGCCAUUUUACAAGCCAUCUUCACUAUUGCUGGUGUGCAAAACUAUGUCUAUACUGGUUCUUGUAUUGAGGGUCUCUAUGAGAAUUGCCCUUAGAUCAUCCUUAUAUAUAUAUACAUAUAUUAUUCCUUACUUUAUUUACCUGUCAAAAAAUUUCCCCCUUUUUUUUUUUUUUAUUUCUAGUGUAGUUUUUGACUCUAUUCAUCUCUUUAUUUGUACAAUAUGUAGUUCUAUUUAAUAAUAAAAUUUCUUUUUUCUCUUUUUUUUUUCUUCCUUUAGAAAUGGAACAUG